Molecule: messenger RNA, 3439 nt
Organism: Macadamia integrifolia
Lineage: Eukaryota; Viridiplantae; Streptophyta; Magnoliopsida; Proteales; Proteaceae
Product: kinesin-like protein KIN-5C
Exons: 23
Coding region: 149-3181 (1010 amino acids)
Biological process (GO): microtubule-based movement
Molecular function (GO): plus-end-directed microtubule motor activity; microtubule binding; ATP binding
Source: RefSeq, a predicted model, not a curated record
UCCGCUCAAACCCUCAGAGAGAGAGAGAGAGAGAGAGAGAGAGUGAGAGACAGAGAGGCGAAAACCAGUUUUUGUUUAGAUCUUUUGUAUUUCAGUCGAAGAAAACUGCGAUCUAUCCCUCAUCCAAUCCAAUUUCUAUCUUGUCAAAAUGUCCGGCCGGCACGAGAAGGAGAAAGGCGGCGUAAACGUUCAGGUUCUCCUUCGUUGCAGGCCGUUCAGUGAAGAUGAGUUGCGGAACAAUGCACCGCAAGUUAUUUCUUGCAACGAAUACCAGAGAGAAGUCGCUGUAACUCAGAACAUCGCUGGGAAGCAGAUCGACAGAGUUUUUACCUUCGAUAAGGUUUUUGGUCCCUCGGCUCAGCAAAAGGAUCUAUACGAACAAGCAGUUGUUCCCAUAGUAAACGAGGUCUUGGAGGGUUUCAAUUGCACUAUUUUUGCAUAUGGGCAAACUGGUACGGGGAAAACAUACACAAUGGAAGGUGAAUGCAAAAGAUCAAAGAGUGGCCCGAGUGGGCAGCUACCUCCUGAAGCAGGGGUCAUUCCUAGAGCGGUUAAACAGAUAUUUGACACCUUGGAGAGUCAACACGCAGAGUACAGCAUAAAGGCCACUUUCUUGGAAUUAUAUAAUGAAGAGAUUACUGACUUGCUUGCUCCUGAAGAAAUAUCAAAGGUUGCUCUGGAGGAGAAACAGAAAAAGCAACUUCCUCUAAUGGAGGAUGGGAAAGGUGGAGUCCUUGUAAGAGGGCUAGAAGAGGAAAUUGUGACAAGUACAAGUGAGAUUUUCAAUCUAAUUGAAAGGGGAUCUGCUAAACGCCGUACUGCAGAGACAUUAUUAAACAAACAAUCUAGUCGGUCACAUUCGCUGUUCUCUAUUACAAUUCACAUCAAGGAAGCAACUCCAGAAGGUGAAGAACUUAUAAAAUGUGGCAAACUAAAUUUGGUUGAUUUAGCUGGUUCAGAAAACAUUUCCCGAUCUGGUGCCAGGGAGGGACGUGCAAGAGAAGCUGGGGAAAUCAACAAGAGCUUGCUUACUUUAGGGCGUGUUAUAAAUGCUCUAGUAGAACAUCUUGGGCAUGUUCCUUACAGGGACAGUAAGCUGACACGGUUACUUCGUGAUUCAUUGGGUGGAAGAACAAAGACUUGCAUAAUCGCUACCGUGUCACCAGCUGUUCACUGUCUUGAGGAGACCUUGAGCACAUUGGAUUAUGCACACAGGGCUAAGAAUAUAAAGAACAAGCCUGAGGUUAACCAAAAAAUGAUGAAAACUACUCUUAUCAAGGACCUCUAUGGCGAAAUUGAACGACUUAAAGCAGAGGUGUAUGCUGCACGUGAGAAAAAUGGAGUUUAUAUUCCAAAAGAACGAUAUUACCAAGAGGAGAGUGAAAGGAAGUCAAUGGCAGAUCAAAUUGAACAGAUGGGAGUCAUUCUGGAGACCAAUCAGAAGCAACUUGAGGAUUUGCAAGAAAAAUAUGAGGCUCAAGUUCGACAAUCCUCAUAUUUGAGCAAUAAACUUGAUGCAACACAGGAAAAUUUGGAUCAAACAAGUAAAUUGUUGGCUAAAACAGAGGAGGAGCUUAAGAAAUCUCAGUAUGCUCUGAAGGAGAAGGAUUUUGUGAUAUCUGAACACAAAAAAGCAGAAAAUGAUUUGACACAUCAAGCAUGCGUUUUGCGAUCUGACUUGGAGAAGGCUCUUAAUGAUAAUGCUUUGUUAUUUUCAAAAAUAGCAAGAGAAGAUAAACUAAAUGCAGAAAACAGGUCUUUGGUGAACAAUUUCCAGGUAGGUCUUGCUGAACAGAUUGGUACUCUUUGUAGCAUGGUUGCAACAUCAAUGUCUCAACAAAACGAGCACCUUGAGUCUGUUGAGAACCUCUGCCAUUCUGUUCUAGAUAACCAUGAUAAGUCUGUCUUGGAUGUGAAGAGGAAAGUGACAAGUUUAAGGGCUUUAUAUAUUUCUCACCUGGAAGGAUUGCAAAAUGUGGAGCGAUUGCAUAAAGCAAGUGUAAAUGCGGAGAUAGAGGAGAUUUCAUCUUUGACAUCUGCAAAUGCCUGUUCAAUAGACCAGUUUCUAUCUAUUGUGGCUGGGCAAGCAAAUUCAAUAUUUGGUGAUCUUCAAGGUACAUUAUCAAGUCACCAAGGGGAGAUGGCUCUUUUUGCGAGGGAGUUGCGUGAGAGAUUCGACGCUAGUAGUGGAUAUGCCAGGGAGAUAUCUAACUUCACUCUUAAACUUCUCGAUAAGCUUGGGGAGGAGUCACUAAGGCUUAAGAACCAUGCAAAUCAAUCUCACGAGAUUCAGAGGAAGUACAUAGCUCAAUUUCAGAAGGCUUAUGAGGAGCAAUCAAAGUAUGAAGAAGAAAAGCUUUUGGCAGAUAUGACCAGCUUAGUUUCCAACCACCUCCGUCGUCAAAAAGAGCUGGUUGAUGCAAGGCUUGUUGAUUUGAGAGACAAUUCCAUUGGGAACAAGGUAUUUUUGGAUGAGCAUGUAUCAUCCAUGGAGGUUAUCACUACUGAUGCUAAAAGAAAGUGGCAAACAUUUUCCAUGCAGGCAGAGAAUGAUGCCAAAGAUUGUGCUGAUUUCUCUGCUGCCAAGCAUUGUCGAAUGGAGUUGCUUCUACAGCAGUGUGUAAGUACUGUAGAAACUGCGUCCGAGCAUUGUAAAAGGACGAAUGAAUCAGUAAACAAGAUCUGUGUUGAACAUGUGUCAGCCGUUGAGUCACUUGUCAGAAAAGCUAAUGAAUGUAAUGAGCAACAUGAAGCAGACAUUGCUUCUGCACGGGUUGCUGCUGAGCAUGAUGUGGUGAAGAACAGUGAAGAUGUUGUACAACAUGUUGAGAGUGCUUCUGAGCAUGAAAGAAGAUCAAUAUCGAGAAUCAUGGCAGCUGUUGAAACUCAUGCAAACACCUUGCAGAAACUUCAGGGGAAUCAUUCAGGCCAUGCAGCUGAGAUUGAACGGAGGGCACAAGACACGUUUGAGCAGAGAUACAUGGAUUAUGAGCCAAGUGGCACAACACCAACGAGGUGUGAGCCAGAUGUCCCGAGCGAAGGGAAAAUCAAGUUACUUCGAGCCAUGCCAAUGGAGACCCUCCUUGAUGAAUUUAGGGAUAAAUACCCAUACGAAUCAUCAGGGCAGAAGCAGUUGAAGCCGUCUCUCAUACCACGGUCUCCCCUCAUUCAACUCAAUUGAUGAUGUUUUCCUAAUGUUUGUUUCGAUGAUGAGAUUUGUAUUUGUAUGUUCCUGUAUGCUAAUGUUAUAAUAGAUUGGAAGUGAAUUUUUUGUGCGAUGGAGGGAUUGUCUAGCGGGGGCCAUAACCACUGCAUUUGUGAAAGCCAAGUGGACUAAUAAGUCCCAGCUCGGGAUUGAUAAAGAUCAAAUGGCGUUUGUUGUAAAUAGUAGAAAACUCUUCACAAAUUUAUCUUUGAAUGUUGCUCUAUUCAAAUUAAA